Solanum pennellii is the source of this 2146-nucleotide messenger RNA. Its product is annotated as transcription termination factor MTERF15, mitochondrial. Gene Ontology annotation, molecular function: double-stranded DNA binding. Gene Ontology annotation, biological process: regulation of DNA-templated transcription. The record is from RefSeq and is a predicted model, not a curated record. The transcript is spliced from 3 exons. Bases 222 to 1607 code for a protein of 461 amino acids. Lineage: Eukaryota; Viridiplantae; Streptophyta; Magnoliopsida; Solanales; Solanaceae.
AAAUUUUUGUUUAUUAUUUGACAAAAUGUGUUUUAUGCCUUAACAAAAUGCUUUCAAAGGUUGAUGGUACUCUGUAUGGUAAAAAGCCCUAACAGUGUAAUCGCCAUUCUCCUAAGAUUCUUCUGAUUUCAGAUUUUGAGGGUUGUUCAUUAGGCCAUCAAUGCGUUUGAAUGCGGAUAGGUGAUCAGAUACCUUUUAAAACUUACUAACCAGCUGAAACCAUGACCAGUAGGAGUAUCAAAAUCUUUUUUAUGUCAUUUUCUAAUCCCUCUACUCUAAUUCCAAAUCCAAGUCUCCGCUGUUUUUGCACUAACACAACAACUGUAAAAAGAAAAUCUCAAGUUCAAUAUCCUCUACAAUUCCAAGAAAAAUCUCCCCAAAGAAAUCUCAUUGCAGUGUCAUCUCUUCUAAAAAAAUAUGGUUUUCCAGCUCUAGAACUUACUAAUUUUCUCGAGAAGAAUCGUCGUUUACUAAAUCUAGACCCCGCCAAAAUUGAAAAUUCUCUUAAGAUUCUAUUAUCCUUGAAACCAUCUCAAGAAUUCCUUGUAUCCAUGAUAAGUAGUUGUCCCAGGGUUCUAGAAUAUGAUGCUAUAAAGAAAUGGGAAGGAGGCAUGCGAGGAUUCGAAGAAGGGUCCAAUUUAUCCUCCUUGGCUAUUCGGAAUAUUCUGGAGGUCUCAAUGAAGUUUGAACUAGAUUAUGAUUGUGUUUUGGGGUCUUUGAAAUGUCUGAAGGAUUUAGGGGUUAGUGAUAUUACUCUAAAUAAGGUUUUGGAGACGCAUCCCAUGGUAAUUACGAUGUCUGCAGACAAGGUUCGUGACUGUUUUGAAUUCGUCGUUGAUGCCUUUGGGAUUGAUAAUGUUGAAUUCGAUCGCAUUCUCCGUGUCUAUCCGGCUGUUUUGGUCUAUGGAUUUCAAAAUAAGUUUAAACGAUUGCUUGAUGAAUUUAGAGCUCUGGGUUUUAACAUGGAGGUGGUUAAGAAACAGCUUCUGAGAGAUCCUAGAAUUCUUGCAUUUGAAUUUGGGGAGUUAUCCCGGUGUUUGGAGCUACUUAAGAGUUUGAAAUGUAGGGAAGCUAUUAAGAAGGAUAUUUUUCAUGAUGGGGCUUUUAAGGCUGGGUAUGAGGUGAAAUUAAGGGUUGAUUGCUUGCGCAAUCACGGGAUAACCUUAAGGGAUGCUUAUUCUGUGUUAUGGAAAGAGCCGAGAGUGAUACUUUAUAGCUUAGAUGAUGUUGAGAAGAAGAUUGAGUUUUUGUUGCACGUGAUGAAAUUUGAUAUUCAGUGUGUUGUUGAAGUUCCUGAGUACCUUGGGGUGAAUUUCGAUAAACAUAUUCUACCAAGAUUCAAGGUAAUUGACCAUUUAAGAUCAAUAGGAGGACUUGGUGAUGAAGUGGGGUUGAGAGAGUUGAUUAAACCUAGUAGAAUGAAAUUUUAUAAUCUAUAUGUAAAGCCUUAUCCAGAGUGUGAAUCAAUGUAUGGAAGAUUUUCAAGAGACACUGAAGCGAGAAGUCAACAUCCAGUGGGGAUGUGGAAGCUUUUCAUACCACAAAAUAACCCAAAGUCCAGAGUAGAUAUUAUGAACAUCAAGUCGUAUAUGGAUUCGCUGGCUUGAAAUAUGGAUUCUUCCUCUAAUUUCUACCCGAACUUGCAUCUACAUUGCAUUCUCUUGGAAGAUCCUAUUUCCGAGGAUUUUGCUGAGAACUAAGUUUCUUCAUCUUGUCAGACUUUCUGAUAUUUGUGGAAGUGAUCUUGGUGAAGCUGCACGUGAGUUAGCUAGCUGCAGGAGGUAGCUGUCUCCCUCCUUUCCAGUAUUGCACCUGAACUUGAAGCUAUGGUCAGAUCCAAUCGGCCUAUUCGACCAAACCCCAGAACUUAGAAUGGCUGGCCUUCACCAGUAAUCGGUCAAGACAGUGCUCUUUUACAGUCUCUCAUGGUGUUGUAAGAGUGUAAAUCACUCUCUAUGCCAUGUCAGCACAUACGGUGUGAUAAAUCCAUUCCCGGCUAGUUCAAAGGGGUAAUUGGACGCGUAGAAAAUGUAAAGAGUAAAACAUAGUGAACAAUUUGUUUAUGUUUUCUUGUAUGCUGUAUGAACUAAGCAGCUCAUGUACAGUAUUCAUGUUUGAUAGUAAUAAAAAGUACAGUUAGACAAAA